AUGGCUGCUGUCACGGAGCUGGUCCCGGGGCUGCUCGCCGUCCAGGCCGCACCGCUCUCCGGUCAGGCGCGGCCGCUCCCGUUCGCCGGUCAGGCGCGCACGCUCCCGUUCUCCGGUCAGGCGCGGCCGCUCCCGUUCUCCGGUCAGACGCGGCCGCUCCCGUUCUCCGGUCAGGCGCGGCCGCUCCCGUUCUCCGGUCAGGCGCGGCCGCUCCCGUUCCAGGUCCCGCGGGCGCUCCCGCUCCAGGCCCUCACCGGAGCACCGCUCAAAGUCCCUGCACCGACGCUCCCCCUAUACGUCUGGCCGCUCUCGCUCCAGGCCCUGCCGUUCCCCGUCCCCCCGCCACCACCCAACCACCCCACGCCGCUCUCCACGCCGCUCUCCAUCCCCCCCACGCCGCUCUCCAUCCCCCCGCCACCGCACAACGACGUCACGUCGCUCUCCAUCCCCCCGCCACCGACAAACGACCUCACGUCGCUCUCCAUCCCCCCGCCACCCCCCAACGACCCCACGUCGCUCUCCAUCCCCCCACCACCGCCCAACGACCUCACGUCGCUCUCCAUCCCCCCGCCACCCCCCAACGACCUCACGUCGCUCUCCAUCCCCCCGCCACCCCCCAACGACCUCACGUCGCUCUCCAUCCCCCCGCCACCCCCCAACGACCUCACGUCGCUCUCCAUCCCCCCGCCACCCCCCAACGACCCCACGUCGCUCUCCAUCCCCCCACCACCGCCCAACGACCUCACGUCGCUCUCCAUCCCCCCGCCACCCCCCAACGACCCCACGUCGCUCCCCCGCCCUCCCGUGACCACUCUACGACUCCUCGCCGAUCCCCGUCACCCCGGUACUCUGACCGGAACCGCUCCCCACCGAGUUCCCGGCAGCAUGAGAGCAGCAGCAGAGAGCAGCGUCGCCACUCACCCAGUUACAAUGCAGCCAGUGACCGCCGCUCCCCUGAACACCCUCUGGCCAGUGCUGACAGAUCUGCAUCUAGCCAUGACUCGAUAUCAAGUAUCUACAAGAGUUCUGGUGACUCUCGCCCUAUCUCUGGAUACCCCUAUUCCGUUACAAGCCUCCAGGCUAGAAGACCAGAUGAACCACUGCCCAUGCCAAAAAAGUCCAUUCUAAAGAAACGUACUGAACCGGAGGCCAUGCGCAAUGACCAGUCUCCUCGGGUUGAUAAUUCAAGUAACAACGAUCUAAAAGAUUUCAAGUCCUCCCCAGCUCCAGUGAGAAGCAGUGACGUAGGCUCUAAUAGUUCUACU
This is a messenger RNA of Pseudophryne corroboree (corroboree frog), 1265 nucleotides long. Its product is annotated as formin-2-like. The transcript is spliced from 5 exons. NCBI's taxonomy places the organism in Eukaryota, Metazoa, Chordata, Amphibia, Anura, Myobatrachidae. Bases 1 to 1128 code for a protein of 375 amino acids. The record is from RefSeq and is a predicted model, not a curated record.